AUGAUUUUCUCACGGCGCGCGAUUCCGCUCCUCGGUCUCGCCUUCUUUAUCGUCUUCCUAUACACGGUCAGCAGUCUUUCCCGGCAAUGGCGGAAUAUGCCACAGGUGGUUGGCCUGGGCGACCUGGUUGCGACCCCGUAUCCAACGGCGUCUGGCCAUGUGAAUGUUUCUGGGGUGGUUGAUAAGCCUUCGAGAGAGCCGUACGCGCCUCGACCGCAUUAUGCGCCUGGUGUUCCUAAACCUCCCGGGUCAACAUAUACUAAGGCCUUGGUGGUGCCCCAAGCUGGUCUUGAAGACACCGAAUGGAUUCAAUUUGAAAUUCCAGAGUGGCAGCCUGCCGUCUACGUGGUUGACGAUCCCUCUGCGCCUUUACACCCUCCCAAGAACAAGGGCCAUGAGGUUAUAGUGUAUCUGAGCUAUAUUAUUGACCACUACGACAAACUACCCGACAUCAUUGCCUUCAUGCACUCACAUCAGUUCGCUUGGCAUAACGAUGAGAUCUUCAACGGUAAUGCCGCCGAGAUGCUGCAACGUCUAAACCCCGCGCGGGUAGUCCGAGAAGGGUUCAUGAACUUGCGUUGUACAUGGGCACCUGGCUGUCCUGAUUGGCUACAUCCAGGCACAUUGGAAGAGAAUGAACAAAAGCAAGAAGAAACCAUGCUGGCCAGGUCGUGGGGCGAAAUCUUCCCGGAUGACCCAAUUCCCGAUGUCCUCGCACAACCAUGCUGUGCCCAAUUUGUCGUUUCGCGCGAGCGCAUUCUCGCGAUCCCGAAAGCUCGCUUCGUUUACUAUCGUGACUGGAUUCUCCGAACGGAACUGAGUGACUAUAUCUCUGGCCGAAUCUGGGAGUAUCUGUGGCAUGUCGUGUUUACGGGUGAAAAUGUCGUCUGUCCUAAGGAGCACGUCUGUUAUUGCGAUGGCUACGGAAUUUGCUUUGGCGGCGAGGAGGAAUACGACAAGUUCCGAAAACUACAUUCGGAGAAGGGAGAGUUGGAGGAAGACCUCAAGUUCUGGCGCGGAGAAGCAGAGGCCAUCGAAAUCGAGCGAAUCGUAGGCACCCUAGGCGAACAAAGCCACGUCUCAGUGCCCGAUCCGGGUAGGGAUACCGAGCUAGAGCAGCUAAUUGUCGAAAAGGAACGGACAAUCGAAGAGAUGCUACGCAACGCCACCAAGCGCGGAGAGGACCCAAGAGCGAGAGCGUUAGAGGCAGGCAGAUUAUGGAAGGAAGGAGAUGGUGGCUAUGCGCCAAAUGAAAGUCAACUGGCUGGGCUGGUAGAAGCUGCUACUGCAGCAGCUGGUCAAGACGUAUCACCGGAAUGGGCCGCCGCCGCCGCCGUCGCAGCCGCCGCCGGUGCUGCCGGACAUCAGCAUCAUCUAGACGGCUACCCCUCGGAUAUGCAUAUCGAGGAUGAUAGCUUUGCAGAUGCAGGUUUUGGGACAGGGCUGGGCGCUGGAAGACAGUUACGAGCUCCAGGGCCUUCCGCCAAUGAACACAGUCAGCCUUCCGGACUGUCAAGAACUGUAUCAAAAAAGAGAAAGAGAGAUGGCCCACUUGACCCAGCCUUAACAGCCUCCGGACCUGGUGGUCAUCAGCAGCAGCCCCAUCAGCAUAAUUCGCAUCAUUAUGGUGGUGAAAGUCUAGAUAUCCGGUCUGCGCCUCCCCAGUCCUUAUCAGAAGCGCGCGCGGUUGGCCUACAUUCCGCAGCUGCUUUGUUCCGUCAACCCUCGAGCAACAAGAAGUACACACGACCACCCAUGUCGAGGCUUUUCGCUUCACUGGAAUUAUCACCAGAAAAUUUCCUACAUUUACAAGCCGCUGCCAAGGCAUACAUGCUAGAUGACAAGCAUCCAGAGCGACGUGAGUGUGUCGGUCAACGUGGCAAGGGGGACACGGAAAUGGUUAAAUUGAGACUCUGGAAUUGUGUGCGCCACUUCCUCGAAAUUGAAGGGAACGGUGAACGCUUUUUUGGUGAAAAUGUAGUCAACGAGGGCAUGGGUCCCAGGACCUAUGUAUGGCCCCGGGAUCAGCAGAAAAUCAUCGCACUUGUCAUUCCACUGCUACGGCGUAUGGUCACAAAUGAACGACAGAGGCAAUAUGCCGUUGAGACGAGGAAAGGGGGGGGAUCAGAGGAACGACGACGAAGGAAAACAGAAGACAGCCUCCAGAAUAUGAAUAGUGCUAGUCCCCCGAAGUUCCCCGUUGAGGAACAACUCCAGAUGCAUGCACAACAUCAUCCUCCUGAAGGGUAUGCGCCAACGCACCCCGAGUUGGGGGCGACUUCCCAAGACAUGGAGUUGGGCCUGACAGAUCUCCUUCCUGACGGCUAUCCAGCUGACUGGAAUGCCAUCUCUAAAACGUACGACACCUACAAUCAAAACUACGAGCUUGACAACCUGUGGUAUCUCUCGGGCCUACAGCAGCCAGAUUGGCGUGGGUUAGUAGCUGCUGUUGACAGCCAUUACCAGGUCAUUCACAACGGCGGUUUUGAUUGUCCCACACCAUGUGAGGACGAGAAUAUCAACCAUAUCUUACAUGCAAACUCUGUGUCGUGUUUACGGUGGAGAGUUGGUGGGGAUCGACAUCAAGUUGCCAGGAAUGAGUUUGCAAGCAGUAUCACCCGUGACCUUUCUCGCAUUAUCCGUGAUAAUAUUGCAACGAAACAUGGCGUACAAACGUCAACCGACGACCAUGCCUCCAUGCACCCAUCAAAUUUUCCGCCCCUCCCAACAGGUCUAACUAUGCCAAACCCGCCGACAACCUCUCAAGCACCAAUAUCUUUGCGAAUCAAUAUCAUGCAGAACGGUAAACGUGUACUUCCACGGGUAGAUCUUCCUGCAGGACACUGUCCGGACCUUGAGACUUUGAAACAGCUACUCUGCCGUCGAUUCGCGGGCCAGUUGCCAGGUCUACCUUCUGACCCGUCGCUGGACCCUGCAGCCUGGAUGUCUUCGGUUGGCUGGAGAUUCCGAGUCUGGUUGCCCGAGGGCUUGACCCCUGUCCAGAAUGACGGCGAGUGGACGAUCGCACUCCUCUCUGCGGGUAACGUAGACUGGAUGGACGGUGAUCUACGAGUCCUUGUAGAGCUGGAGAGUACCUCUUAG
Messenger RNA from Aspergillus pseudonomiae, 3102 nucleotides. RefSeq lists its product as uncharacterized. The transcript is spliced from 3 exons. Lineage: Eukaryota; Fungi; Ascomycota; Eurotiomycetes; Eurotiales; Aspergillaceae. The record is from RefSeq and is a predicted model, not a curated record. The coding region runs from base 1 to 3102 and encodes 1033 amino acids.